Messenger RNA from Talaromyces rugulosus, 1443 nucleotides. RefSeq lists its product as uncharacterized. The transcript is spliced from 3 exons. Gene Ontology annotation, cellular component: nucleus. The record is from RefSeq and is a predicted model, not a curated record. Bases 1 to 1443 code for a protein of 480 amino acids. NCBI's taxonomy places the organism in Eukaryota, Fungi, Ascomycota, Eurotiomycetes, Eurotiales, Trichocomaceae.
AUGACUCAGGAUAAUAGCAUCAUAGAUGCUGGGCUUGCCCGUGAAUGGGCUACCGAGGCGAGGACGCUCGUAUUCUCCGAGGUUGAAUCUCCCACAGAGGAUAACCUUGUCACCUUUCUCAACCUGGGCAUGUUUUGGUGCAGUCAAGGAGAAUGGCAACGAAUGAUUAUUUACUUGGGAAAUGCAAGUGGCACUGUAAGAGCGCUUGGCUUCAUCCCCGAGUCCAUUGCACAUGAAAUGCCCUUUGAAACCGAAUUGAGUCUCCGGCGAUUUUGGGCGUGGUUUCUCAUCAGCCAGUUCAUAAACUGGACGGAUUGUUCUGCAAUGUGUAUUGAACACUUCGAAAACAUUCCACUACCUUGCAAUGAAAAAGAAUUCGACUCGGGUGCUCUGAAAAGCCCACCCGUUUCUAUGCGCGAUCGUAAACGGACUGAUAGCUUCUAUGCGGAGAUGAUCCGACUAUGCAGUAUUUGGCUUGCCCAUGAUGAUGGAUUACAAAUUGACAAAAGACUACGGUCUCUUCAAACGCUAGACACCAAAUUGAGAGUUUGGCAAAAAGAUUUGCCAGAAGUGUUUGCUUUGAGUCGAGCAUGUAUUCGGUCAUCGAAAGAAAAGGGUCAAAUUUUCUCAUUGCACAUCAUAUAUCAUCAAGUUAUGUGUGCUUUGCACUCAUCAAUAGUCCCACUUUUCUCACUAAAUCCCUUGAAAGGAGAAUGUGGGCUUUUCCAAACGACAUCAGCACAAACAGCUUUUUUCCACGCGCAAAAAGUUUCAUCUAUAUUCAUCCAGGCUGGAUCAUUAUUCCGGUUGCCAACAGUCGGCUUUUUGGGCUACGCUGCCUAUUGCUCAUCAGCAGUUCAAAUGCCUUUUUUGUGGUGUCAAAAAAGUCAUAUCAGACAAAGCGCAUAUUUCAACAUUGAGGCUAAUAUGGAAGUAUUGCAUGCUGUUGGUAAACACUGGAAAUUAGUGGCGAUUUUGGCAGACUUUGUGCCUGUGCUCCACAAAUAUCAUACAGGCAUGGCGUACUCCCUUGCAGAUGAGACGAAGGCUUUAGAUGGGGCUGAGUUGAAUAGAAACAGAGGAAUGCGGUUGAGAGCAAGGGCCUCGAUUCUUGGUUAUAACAAGGUCGUUGGCUACAAAGGUUGGAAACAGGGCCAUGGGGGAAAGACCUGCUUGGACCUCGAUUUGGAUGAUGACUCUGAAAAACAAAAUGGAUGUGAACGGAAUGACUUUUCAGAAUCCGAUUCGCCAUUUCCCACAAACUUGGAUUUUUUAAGUAGUAUCCUUGAAGCGCAGAAAGAAUGCUCUUUUCAAGGCCUGGAUAGCUUCUCCUUUCUGCCUGAAACGCAAAAUGUUGUAUCGACACCUAAUGAGUACUUGGAUGUCUCGUCUCAAGUUGGCUGUGGAAUACUUGACACUGAUGAUUUUUCCAAUUUGUUUUAG